Messenger RNA from Euleptes europaea (tarantolino), 2295 nucleotides. It is a transcript of the gene IGDCC3, whose product is annotated as immunoglobulin superfamily DCC subclass member 3. Gene Ontology annotation, molecular function: protein binding. Gene Ontology annotation, cellular component: plasma membrane; axon. Gene Ontology annotation, biological process: cell-cell adhesion; axon guidance. The record is from RefSeq and is a predicted model, not a curated record. Lineage: Eukaryota; Metazoa; Chordata; Lepidosauria; Squamata; Sphaerodactylidae. Bases 4 to 2295 code for a protein of 763 amino acids. The transcript is spliced from 13 exons.
GACAUGAGCCAUUCCACAGAACUGGCUUUUACCAUAGAGCCCAGUGACCACAUCGCCGUUCAGGAGCAGCCGCUGGUCCUGCCCUGCCAGGUGGAAGGGAUCCAGCCGAUCAGCAUCACGUGGCGGAGGAACGGGGCCACGUUAGAGGACAGUGAGGACGCCUUCACCCUCGCCAAUGGCUCGCUGUACUUUUCCCACUUCCAGAAACUCAGGGGUGACGGGUCUUCCGACGAAGGGGAGUACGAAUGCACGGCACGGAACCGCUUUGGGUUGGUGGUGAGCCGAAAGGCUCGGAUUCAGGCGGCCACUAUGUCCAACUUCCACGUCCAUCCCCAGAGCAUAGUGGUGGAAGAAGGGGGUGUGGCCAGGUUCCAGUGCCAGAUUCAUGGCUUGCCGGAGCCGGUGAUCUCGUGGAAGAUGAAUCAGCUCCCCAUUGAUACAGACAAUGACAGAUUCACGCUGCUCCCCAAAGGGGUCUUGCAGAUUACUGGCCUGCGAGCCGAAGACGCCGGGAUUUUCCGCUGCGUGGCUACCAACAUUGCCAGCGUGAAGUUCAGCCGGGAGGCCAGACUCUCGGUUUCAGGGUCCCAUUCUGCGGUGUACAAGGAUCCCAUGAUCCUCGUCGGACCAGAGAACCUGACUCUAACUGUACACCAAACUGCCGUCCUGGAAUGUAUGGCAACGGGGAACCCCAGGCCGAUCGUAUCCUGGAGCCGGCUCGAUGGGCGGCCGAUCGGAGUGGAGGGGAUUCAGGUCCUCGGGACGGGCAACCUGAUGAUUUCUGACCUCACUGUGCAGCAUUCUGGGAUAUACGUGUGUGCAGCCAACAAGCCCGGCACGAGAGUGAGGAGGACAGCCCAGGGACGGCUAGUGGUCCAAGCCCCCGCAGAAUUCGUCCAGCACCCUCAGUCUAUUUCCAGGCCCAUAGGGACCACCGCCAUCUUCACCUGCUUGGCCCAGGGGGAGCCAACACCGCAGAUCACAUGGCUGAAGAACGGGCAGAUUUUGGAACCGACGGAUCACAUUAAGCUGAAGAACAACAACAGCACGUUGACCAUCUACGGCAUCAGCCAGGGAGACGAGGCCAUCUACCAGUGUAUCGCCGAGAACAGCGCCGGCUCCACGCAAGCCAGCGCCCGGCUGACGGUACUUUGGGCUGAUGGGCUGCCCAGCCCACCCCAGAAAGUGAAAGCCACGAUCGUCUCAGCGACGACCAUCCAAGUGUCGUGGAGCGAGCCGCUGCAGAACACCAAGGAGAUCAUUGGCUAUGUCCUGCACAUAAGGAGAGCAACAGACCCCGUGAAGAUGGAGUACCAAGAGGCCGUCAGCAAAAACACUUUCCAGCAUCUCGUGACAGAUCUCGAACCCUCGACGAGCUACAGCUUCUACAUCAAAGCGUACACCUCUCGGGGCGCGAGCAAGGCCUCUGACAUCAUGGUGGUGAGCACGCUGGGGGAAGUGCCGGCUGUCCCAUCCCUCUUCAUCAAAGUUCUCAACAGCACCACUGUCCAGGCCAUGUGGGAGCCCUCCAUUAAACUGGGCCAGCAUGAAGGCUUCAGGCUGUACUACCGCAGGGUUCACCUCUCCCAUUUCACUGGCCCGAUCCUGCUGCCCAGUAACACCACAUCUUACAACAUCUCUCAUCUGGACCCAUCGGUAGUGUACGAAGUCAAGCUUCUUGCCUACAACCAGCACGGGGACGGGAACGCUACCAUCCGCUUUGUGUCACUGCGAGAGUCCGUCGAAAGGACAGGUCUGAACCCGCCGUGCGACUGCAUGAAAGACGAACAAGCCAACAAGACCUCGGCGACAGGGAUCAUCAUUGGGAUCCAUAUCGGAGUCACCUGCAUCAUCUUCUGCGUGCUCUUCCUUAUGUUUGGGUACAGGGGACGGCUGCUGAUGUGUAAGAAUGUCCAGGAGCAGUUGUCCACUCCACAGGUCCCACGAAGCCAGAGGAACGCUGCCGGGUUGGCCUCGAACGGAUCAGCCCGGAGGGACAGGGAGGAUCCAGACACCAAUGGGAAGCAGCUGGAUAUGAAUGAACUGGAAAGGCUGUUUCCGGCAUUGUCUUCCCUGCCCGAGCAUCACAACAAAGGGAUUGCGCUCGAUCCUCUUCCUCCUACCUCACACAACGAAACCCAGAUCUCCACGCUUCUGCCAGAUGAAUUCAACAUCGUAGAAGAGCAGAGCGACCCCGGGUUCCAAAACCUGCCCUCUGGCUCCCACAGCAGGUCUCUGAUCGGCGUCAGCCAGGAAGAUCCCGUUUUGAAGCCCGCUCCAACCAAUGAAGGAUAA